UUUUAUUCAGUUGAAUUUUGUUUUUUAUACAGUGUGGUUGUUUUGGAAUCGCGCGGGCUUCUUUUUCUCCUCUUAUUUAUUUCUUCUUAUAUGUGAAUAUUUUGUUUAAAUACUUUAAGAAGUGUUUGUUUUAUUUCAAUGCUGUGAUUUUACAAUAAACAAAAAAUAUAACAACAAAACGAAGAAAUAUAAAAAUUAAAAAAAAAAAUAUAAUAAUAAUAAAACUACAACAAUAAAUUUAUGUAUGAGUGAAGUAACAUUGUUAAAGUAAAAUUACAAAAACAAAAGAUACUACAGAGAGCGAGAAAAAAUCAAAACAAUUACGGCAUUUGUUACGCUUAAAUAAGUGAUCGUCAAAGUUUGUUCUUCAAAAAAGAACAGCAACAAUAACAACAACCACCAAAAACAACUAUUACAGCAUUUAACCACCACCAUGGCCAUGUUACAACGAGAAGUUGGUGUUCCAGACUUUGUGCUGCUGGACCAAAUAACACUAGAAAAAUUCAUGGAUAACUUGAAGAAACGAUUUCAAGCUGGUUCCAUCUACACAUACAUUGGCGAAGUAUGCGUUUCGAUGAAUCCCUACAGACAGUUGAACAUUUACGGUCCAGAGACAAUAAAAAACUACAAAGGUCGAGAAUUAUUCGAAAAUCAACCGCACAUAUACGCGAUUGCUGAUGCCGCGUACAGAAUAUUGAAACAACGUCAUCAGGAUACCUGCAUAUUGAUAUCAGGCGAAUCGGGAGCUGGCAAAACAGAAGCAUCCAAAAUUAUUAUGAAAUAUAUUGCAGCUGUUACAAAUGUCCAUGGACAGAAUGAAAUUGAAAGAGUGAAAAAUGUCCUGAUUCAAAGUAACGCCAUCUUGGAAACAUUUGGUAACGCUAAAACCAAUCGAAAUGACAACUCCAGUCGUUUUGGUAAAUAUAUGGAUAUUGAAUUUGACUAUAAAGCUGAUCCAGUGGGUGGAAUUAUAACAAAUUAUUUAUUGGAAAAAUCACGUGUGGUGCAACAGCAGCCAGGAGAACGAAAUUUUCACAGUUUCUAUCAGCUUCUAAGGGGAGCCAGUGACAAUGAACUGCGUCAGUAUCACCUCACAAAAGAUCCAUCAAAAUAUCAUUACAUGAAUCAGGGAAGCAUGGACAUUUUAUCCGAAAAGUCUGAUUACAAAGGCACAAAUAACGCAUUUAAAACACUCGGUUUUACAUCAGAAGAAAUUUCAACUAUAUGGCGAAUUGUAGCAGCCAUUUUACAUUUGGGAAACAUUGAAUUCCAAAUGAUUGAGGACGAACUGGUAAUCAGUAAUAAAACACAUCUUCAGGCAGCAGCCCAAUUACUGCAAGUUACCGAGGAUGAAUUAUCAACAUCUCUGACAACGCGAGUAAUUGCUGCUGGCGGUAAUGUAAUGCAAAAGGAUCAUAAUGCUACUCAGGCUGAGUACGGUAAAGAUGCCUUUGCCAAAGCAAUAUAUGAUCGCCUCUUUACUUGGAUUAUAUCGCGCAUCAAUCGUGCUAUUUUGUUCCGAGGAUCCAAGACUCAGGCACGUUUUAAUUCAGUUAUUGGUGUUCUUGAUAUUUAUGGUUUUGAGAUAUUUGAUUCAAAUAGUUUUGAACAAUUCUGCAUCAACUAUUGUAACGAAAAGCUGCAGCAAUUAUUUAUUGAAUUGGUUCUCAAACAGGAACAAGAAGAGUACCAACGUGAGGGCAUUGCUUGGCAGAAUAUUGAAUAUUUUAAUAACAAGAUUAUUUGUGAUUUGGUGGAACAACCCCAUAAAGGUAUGAUAGCUAUUAUGGAUGAAGCCUGCCUCAGUGUGGGAAGAGUUACCGACGAAACUCUGCUCGGGGCAAUGGAUAAAAGUCUCAGCAAUCAUCCUCACUACAGCAGUCGUCAAUUGAAGCCCAUGGACAAGGAGCUUAAGCAUCGCGAAGAUUUUCGCAUUACUCACUAUGCCGGAGAUGUAAUUUACAAUAUUAAUGGCUUCAUUGAAAAGAAUAAGGAUACCUUGUACCAGGACUUUAAACGUCUAUUGCAUCAUUCUUCAAAUACGCACAUAAGUGAAAUGUGGCCCGAGGGUGCACAAGACAUUAAGAAGACCACCAAACGUCCGUUAACAGCCGGCACACUGUUCCAAAGGUCGAUGAUCGAUUUAGUCAAUACACUAUUGAAAAAGGAGCCAUUCUAUGUGCGCUGCAUAAAGCCCAACGAUAUAAAAAGUUCCACCGUUUUCGACGAGGAACGUGUUGAACAUCAAGUUCGUUACUUAGGUUUGCUGGAAAAUGUGCGCGUAAGACGUGCUGGCUUUGUACAUCGUCAGCGUUAUGAUAAGUUCUUGCUGCGUUAUAAAAUGAUUUCCCAAUACACCUGGCCCAACUUCCGUGCUGGCAGUGAUCGUGAUGGCGUACGCGUAUUGAUUGAAGAAAAGGGUUUUGGUCAAGAUGUUAAAUAUGGCCACACCAAGAUCUUUAUACGUUCACCACGUACAUUAUUCUCUUUGGAAAAACAACGCAACGAAAUGAUUCCUCAUAUAGUGAUUCUGCUGCAAAAACAAGUGCGUGGUUGGAUUGCUCGUCAAAAUUACAAGAAAAUGAAAGCUGCAAUGGUGAUAAUGCGAGCCUACAAAACCUACAAAUUACGUUCAUAUGUCCAAGAUUUGGCCAAUCGUUUCCGCCCCGCAAAGAAUAUGAAAGACUAUGGUCGUAGCAUUCAAUGGCCUCAUCCUCCAUUGGCUGGCAGACGUGCCGAACCCGGCUUACGUCGCAUUUUUGAUAAUUGGAGAGCUUAUAUGAUCCUGCGUAAAUAUCCUCGAUCCGAAUGGCCACAAUUGCGUCUCCAGAUCAUUACUGCGACGGCCAUCAAAGGACGCCGUCCCUAUUGGGGACAACAGCGAAAGUGGGUGGGAGAUUAUUUGGCUAAUUCGCAAGAUAAUUCCGCUUAUUUGGCAUACAGCACGAAUGUAAAGAAUUUAAAGAAUCACGAUGGCUUCAAGUCAGUGCUUUUCUCGUCGUUUGUAAAAAAAUUCAACAAGCACAACAAACAAGCCGAUCGUGCAUUCAUUAUUACCGAAGGUGCAAUUUACAAAUUGGACGGUGCUAAAAAUAAAUUCAAAAAUAUGAAUCGAUCCGUAUUUAUACACGAUUUAACUUCUGUUAGCAUCAGUACAGGACGUGAUCAAUUGAUAGUAUUCCAUUCACCCGCCAACAAUGAUUUAGUGUUUUCACUACAAGGUGAACAUGGUCCACUCAAGGAGGAUCGUAUUGGAGAAGUUAUUGGUGUUAUUUGCAAAAAAUAUCACGACAUUUGUGAUCGAGAGCUUAGAGUUGAUGUGUCUCCAAACAUUGCCUGCCGUUUGGGCGGUAAACCGCGCACAAUUGUUAUUGAGGCUGCUGCCGGUGUAGAGAAUCCAAAUUUCAGACAUGCAGCAGGAAAUAUUAUAUUUGAAGUACCAGCCCAUUAUUGUGUUUAAAGUUAUUUGUGGAUUGUAACACAUUAAUUUUCCGACAAACAAAAAACAAAAUCUAGUUCUUAAGAUUUUUUCCUUUUUAUAUAAAGCUGGGCUUUCUUUGUUACAUUCUUGUAUAAUUUAUUUUUCUAAAAAAAUCCUAAAUGUUUUCCUAGUUCUUUGUCUGUUAAACUACCUUUUUUAUAGUAGUUCUGAUCUAUUCUGUUUUCUUUGUAUUUUUGUUUAAGAAGACUAAUUUAAUUAAUUGUUAAUUAUUAUUGUAUGUUUAAUUUAUGAUAAAUAACUUAAGAUGAUCGUCAAUCAAUAUGUGGGUUAAAUAAUUAAGUAAAGAAGUUAUGAUAAAAAGUAUUAAGUGCAUUAAUAAAAAGUGCAUUAUUAAUUAUUAUUUAAAUAUUUAACUAUAUUAAUACACCUACACACUUAGUUGUAUAAGUAACAACAUAUUUAAUAAUACAGAUAUGUAUGUACAUAUUAAUAUGUACAAUACUACUAAAUCAACGAAAA
Molecule: messenger RNA, 3961 nt
Organism: Lucilia sericata (common green bottle fly)
Lineage: Eukaryota; Metazoa; Arthropoda; Insecta; Diptera; Calliphoridae
Gene: Myo31DF
Product: unconventional myosin ID
Exons: 10
Coding region: 434-3460 (1008 amino acids)
Biological process (GO): vesicle transport along actin filament; actin filament organization
Cellular component (GO): myosin complex; vesicle; actin cytoskeleton
Molecular function (GO): actin filament binding; ATP binding; microfilament motor activity
Source: RefSeq, a predicted model, not a curated record